AUGCAAGACGUGUUGUGUGUACCAUCCGCUUACAGGUUCAGCCAUGUAGUCAAAGCUGCCUUUUCUGCCGUCGCGGCAGUGAUGGAGGGUAGCGGGGUGCCUGCAGACCGGCUGAAAGAUCUUACAGCGAAAGCAAGCUCGCUGCAGAAUGAGAUUCAACGCCAGAAGAGUCUGGCACCCCCGGGCUUGGUGGAGCAGAACAGCGCUCUGCUUCGACAGGAGCAGCGGCGCUGGCAAGAUGCACUCUGCCUCUGCCAGGAUUCUCAGAGCCAGGAGAAGCAAGCUGAGCAAGCCAAGCAAGCGAAGCAGGCAGUCUUGCAGGAGUUUCAAGUCUGCAAUCGACUGCACAAAGUCAUGACAGAGGUGACGAACCUCAUCAACCAACAUGCAGAAGGUGAAGCCCGGUUAAUUCGAGCGGAGCUUGCCCAGUUGCAAGGCAGAGACGGAGGAGGUCUCAACCAGUUUCAGCAGGAAUUCCUGGACCUUCAAGAGACCAAGCAAAAGCUGCUCGAUGGGGGCGGUGAACCUUCACAGAGCAAAGAAGUGCAGGAGCCCCAGGAGCCCCGGGAGCCCCAGGAGCCUCAGAACUCAGAGGAGAAGGGCGUGGGAGACAUGGGAGCCCAAGGAGGCAAAGGCGGCAAAGGCAAGGGAGGCAAGGGAGGCAAGGGAGGCAAGGGCAAAGCUGGAAAGGGCCCACCACUGCCGAGCGCUGUCAUGCCCAAGCCGAAGCCGAAGGCCAAGUCCGAUGCCGAAUGCCGAAAGAGAAGCAAUUUAGUCACGUUGUACUGGAGACCCUUACCCACCAAUGUUGACAAGAUGAGUUCCAGUAGCAGUGCGCUGCUGAAGCAAUGCGCGGAGAUGCUUUCAGCAGCGUCGGGCACAGCGGAGACGACCUAUCCUCAUCAAGAAAAAGAGCUCGGAGAAGUCUAUCGGCAGCCUGAAUCUCUGGAAAAUCUGGAGAGUGAUGAUCUUCCAGAUGCGAUGAUCGAGGCAGAUCCCACCUGUUCUCCCAGAUGUCGCCGUAUAUCUGCUCUCACACACUGA
Molecule: messenger RNA, 1044 nt
Organism: Symbiodinium natans
Lineage: Eukaryota; Dinophyceae; Suessiales; Symbiodiniaceae
Source: the annotation of a GenBank genome assembly